Molecule: messenger RNA, 1361 nt
Organism: Juglans regia (Persian walnut)
Lineage: Eukaryota; Viridiplantae; Streptophyta; Magnoliopsida; Fagales; Juglandaceae
Product: ethylene-responsive transcription factor ERF062-like
Exons: 1
Coding region: 33-1208 (391 amino acids)
Biological process (GO): regulation of DNA-templated transcription
Molecular function (GO): DNA binding; DNA-binding transcription factor activity
Source: RefSeq, a predicted model, not a curated record
GAGCCCUUCAGGAACAUGGAGGUAACGGAUGCAUGAAAUCAUUAUCAUCAGCAUCACCUGAUAGUCUGUUUUCGGGUUCCGAUUCUACUUCUUCCACAGAUCAGGAGGCUUCUGUUUCCACUUUGACUAAAAACAUCCCUCGUUGCACCAAACAGAAUCUUAUCCAUAAACACCAUUUGAGUCCGUUUAUUUCAGGAUUGAACUCUGAUCAUGUACCUCCUGGAGCUUCAGCAUCAGUCCGUGCCAAAGAAAGCUUCAUGAUUCCUGUAAACUUUUUGGAUACGUUUCCAAAGCUAGCCCAAUCUCAAGUUUCUCAACCAUCUUCUCCUUCUUCAUUUUCAGUCACGGCAGCCAAAUCCCCAAAUUUAACUUUAUUUCUGCAGGAACCUAUCACCAUGUUAGAGUCACGAAAUGCAGAUGACUCGCCUGGCAAGAACGUUAACAUAAAGUGUCAAUCCAUAUCAUCAUCUUCCAACCCUUCGUUUCCUAUGUCCAAACCUGGCCAAAUUCCGUCCCAUCGGGACAACGAAUGGCACGGAAUCAAACGAGAUUUGAAAAACUACUCGUCUUGGCUCAGUACUUCCAAGACGCAGCCCAUGAAGUACAAUACACAAAGAAUGCAGGAUGAGCAACAGAAGACUGAUUUUUCAUCACAAGGGAAGCUAUUCAGGGGGGUGAGACAAAGGCACUGGGGGAAAUGGGUUGCUGAGAUAAGGUUACCAAAAAAUAGGACUAGGGUUUGGUUGGGAACUUUUGACACUGCAGAAGAGGCUGCCGUGGCAUAUGACACGGCGGCUUACAUGCUACGUGGGGAAUAUGCGCAGUUGAAUUUCCCAGAUCAAAAGCAUCAACUUCAGACCAAUUCUUUGAAUGGAGCCACAGCAGCCCUUCUCGAAGCAAAGCUACGGGGGUUAUCCCAAGGCAUUUCUGCCCAUACAAAGCCAACUGAGCCACCACAAACAUCACCAAAGAUUAACCAUCCAUAUGAUGAGAAUACCAAACUCAAACAUUUAAGCCAAAACCCAUCAAGAAAAGAGUGGCUGCAGUUUGAGACGUUGGAGAGCAAAGUCGGUUCGGAGAUAUUGAUUGAGAGCAAGAAAAUUACUCAAGAGGUAUUGUCAGAUGUGGAUGCCGUUGAUCAGUUAAGUACAAUGCCCUCCUUGGACAUGGACAUGAUCUGGGAUGCUCUUUUAUUCUCAGAAUCAUGACCAUCAGUACUCCUCUAUACCCUACAUUUUCAUGUUCCAACUGCGCUGCAAAUGUUAUAGUGUCUGUGGAUAGAGCUCAUCUUCGUGUCGGUAUCAAACAUAACCACAAACCAUUUAUCUUUCAGUAGGAAGACCUGCCGCCAAUAGUUUUUA